UGAAAUUAGUGUAGGCUUAUGUAUUUCGUCAUUUCUCUGCUUUUCCAUAUUGUUCUGCUAUAGAUAAUACAAAUUAUUCAUAAUCAUGCUAUUCACUAAUAAACAUUUCAAAGAUGUAGCCAACAAUAACAUUUUAGAAAACAUAAUGGCAAUUUCUUAGGCUCAAAAUUGGCUAUUGAAAACAUAACUUAACCUUUACAUUUAAAGGAAGUUAGAUCAAAGACAUCAUAUAUAAGAUUAACCCAACUAUGAAAGUGGAAAAAUAGAGUGUUAAUUACCUACUAAACCAUACUAAUGAAGGGUUACUUAUCUUUAAAGAAAAUUUCCCUAAAGUAUUAGCUAAGUGGACAUAAUGAUGUUCCAUCACUUUCAUCCUUCAAUGCUUCUAAAUUGCUCAAAUUCCAAAUACAUCAUUACGUUUACCAACAUUAUCAUACUCAUAAUCUCCACUUCUUCUUCUACCACUUCAUUUCAUUUCAUUACCCCCUUCACUUCACCCACCAUUCUCUCAUUCCUUCACCUCCGGCCACCAUGCUCCGUCGUCAUCUCCUCCUUCUCCUCCUCUUUUCCUCCAUCUCCGCCGCACUUGCAGCCCAUUGCACCACCGUCACCGCCACCAAAACCUUCCAACAAUGUAUGAAUCUCCCAACCCAACAAGCCUCCAUUGCUUGGACUUUUCACCCUCACAAUGCCACUUUGGACCUUGUCUUCUUCGGCAAUUUCAUUUCUCCCUCCGGUUGGGUCGGCUGGGGAAUCAACCCCACGUCGCCGGGGAUGACCGGAGCUCGUGUUCUCAUCGCCUUCUCCGAUCCCAACUCCGGCCAAAUUGUUGUCCUCCCUUACGUUCUUGACCCGACUGUAAAGUUACAGAGAACCCCUCUUCUCUCUCGCCCUCUCGACAUCCGUCUACUUUCUUCCUCCGCAGCUUUGUACGGUGGGAAAAUGGCCACCGUACACAACGGCGCCGCCCUCCAAAUCUACGCUACUCUCAAACUCAUCCCAAACAAAACGAAAAUCCAUCUCAUCUGGAACCGCGGAUUAUACGUCCAAGGCUAUUCCCCAACCAUCCAUCCAACCACAUCCGACGACCUCUCUUCAAUUGCAACUCUCGACGUGGCCUCCGGCACCGCCGCAAGCCAAACCAACGACAUCGAAACACUCAAAGUAAUCCACGGCAUCCUGAACGCCAUAUCAUGGGGACUCCUACUCCCGAUCGGCGCCGUAACAGCGCGAUACCUCCGACACGUACAAACUCUAGGCCCGGCGUGGUUCUACGCGCACGCAGGAGUCCAACUAGCUGGAUUCGCUCUAGGAACAAUCGGAUUCGUGAUUGGAAUCCGAUUGGGAGAGCUUUCACCAGGAGUGGAGUACUCGCUGCAUAGAAAAUUAGGGAUUGGGGUUUUUGCGCUGGGGGGAAUACAGACAUUGGCGCUGCUAUUCAGGCCGAAAACGACGAACAAAUUCAGAAAGUAUUGGAAAUCAUACCAUCAUUUCGUGGGAUACGCAUGUGUGGUGAUGGGAGCGGUGAAUGUGUUCCAAGGAUUUGAAGCGAUGGGGGCGAGUGGAUCGUACGCGAAAUUAGCGUAUUGCUUAGGGCUUUCGACGCUGGUAGGGAUUUGCGUGAGUUUGGAGGUGAAUUCAUGGGUGGUUUUCUGUAGAAAAUCGCAAGAGGAGAAGAUGAGAAGAGAAGGAUUGAUCGGAGUUCCUGAGAAGGAAAGUGGAAGCCAUAACUAGAGGAACCGAAAUGAAGAUGAAAAAGAAGAUGACAUAUAGAGAUUGUUUUGCUUUUUUCAUUUUUGGGUUAAAAAGUAUUUAUAGUGAGUUUUCUGUUUUUUCAUUUUUAUUUCUAAAAAUUUUAGUAAAGUUCUUGUCAUAUAUAUUUUGGAUAAAAAUGAAAUAGAAGACUUGUUUCGCUCA
Cucumis melo (muskmelon) is the source of this 1917-nucleotide messenger RNA. RefSeq names its product cytochrome b561 and DOMON domain-containing protein At2g04850. Lineage: Eukaryota; Viridiplantae; Streptophyta; Magnoliopsida; Cucurbitales; Cucurbitaceae. Bases 532 to 1734 code for a protein of 400 amino acids. The transcript has a single exon. The record is from RefSeq and is a predicted model, not a curated record.